Messenger RNA from Tinamus guttatus (white-throated tinamou), 279 nucleotides. RefSeq names its product G protein subunit gamma 2 (gene GNG2). NCBI's taxonomy places the organism in Eukaryota, Metazoa, Chordata, Aves, Tinamiformes, Tinamidae. The record is from RefSeq and is a predicted model, not a curated record. Gene Ontology annotation, cellular component: heterotrimeric G-protein complex. Gene Ontology annotation, biological process: G protein-coupled receptor signaling pathway. Gene Ontology annotation, molecular function: G-protein beta-subunit binding.
UCGGAGCAGCGAGCGCCGCGCGCCCAUGGCGAGCAACAACACGGCGAGCAUCGCCCAAGCGCGCAAGCUGGUGGAGCAGCUCAAGAUGGAGGCCAACAUCGACAGGAUAAAGGUGUCCAAAGCGGCGGCCGACUUGAUGGCGUACUGCGAGGCACGCGCCAAGGAGGACCCGCUCCUCACGCCCGUGCCGGCCUCCGAAAACCCCUUUAGGGAGAAGAAGUUCUUCUGCGCGAUCCUGUAACGCCGCGAGGAGCCUGCCCGGCGCGGGGCCGCCCUGAA